Messenger RNA from Chiroxiphia lanceolata (lance-tailed manakin), 1106 nucleotides. RefSeq names its product zinc finger protein 436-like. The annotation marks the transcript as partial. Gene Ontology annotation, molecular function: RNA polymerase II cis-regulatory region sequence-specific DNA binding; DNA-binding transcription factor activity, RNA polymerase II-specific. Gene Ontology annotation, biological process: central nervous system development; regulation of transcription by RNA polymerase II. Gene Ontology annotation, cellular component: nucleus. The transcript has a single exon. Lineage: Eukaryota; Metazoa; Chordata; Aves; Passeriformes; Pipridae. The record is from RefSeq and is a predicted model, not a curated record.
CCGGAGGACAAAUCCCCCCGGCAGAGCCUGGUGGGAGAGGCCGUUUUGAAGGGCUCCACGGUGCAGGAAGGCAGUGGGGAGGGAAAGCCACGAAGGUCCCCCAGGAGACGGGGCUCCAAAGCCAGCCCAGGGUGCUCUGAGGAGGAAAGACCCACCCUGUGCCAGGAAGGCGACGAGAGCUUGAGCGAGAGCUCCGACCUGGAGGUCCAUGAGCAGCUCCAUGCUGGGAAAAGGCCGUUCAAGUGCUUGGAAUGUGGGAAGAGGUUUAGCAAGAGAUACCACCUGAUCCGCCACCAGCGCACCCACACUGGGGAAAGGCCCUACAAGUGCUUGGAGUGUGGGAGCAGCUUCAGCCGGCGCUUCUGCCUGAUCCGCCACCAGAUCAUCCACACCGGAGAACAACCCUACCAGUGUGGGGAAUGUGGGAAGAGCUUCAAUGACCGCUCCAACCUCAUCACCCACCAGCGCCUGCACUCCAGGAAACGGCCCUACAAGUGCUUGGAAUGUGGGAAGAGCUUCAGCCUGAGAUCUGACCUGGUCCGCCACCAGAAGAUCCACAGUGGGGAACGGCCCUACAAGUGUCCUGAGUGUGGGAAGAGGUUUAAGACCAGCUCACAUCUCCUCCUGCACCAGCGGACGCACACAGAUGAGAGGCCCUUCCUCUGCACCGACUGCGGGAAGAGCUUCAACCGCAACUCCCACCUUGUCCUGCACAGGCGCAUCCACACUGGAGAGAGGCCCUACAAGUGUGAUGAGUGUGGGAAGAGCUUCACCCACAGCUCUGGCUUGACCACACACCAACGGACCCACCGGUAAGGAGAGCCCUGUGAGCACCUCAACUGCGGGAAGAGCUUCAUCUGCUGCUCCAACUCCAUCAGUCAUCGGAGGACCCACAUUGGUUCCACAGUGACCCACAUUGGGCACAGAUCUGUUGACUCAUGUUCCAGAUGAUCCAUACUGGGCAGUGCAUUGGGUUUGCCAGGUUUUGGUAGCAGGGGGACUCCAGGGCUGGGUUCUGAGAGCAGCUGCCAGAAACUUCCCCCAUGUCCAGCAGAGCCAAUUCCAGCUGGCUCCAGGAGGGACCCGCCGCUGGCCAAGGCCGAGCC